AUGAAGUACACAAGUCAGCCAUGUAUCGCUCCAAACUUGAUGUGUAUUGUUUAUCAUGAUGAAAAGCUACCCAGACAUUAUAGACGUCAACUGAAGUUGAGCGUACAACAAAAAUUUGAAUAUACUCGUACUUUUAUCGAUACCUUUAGUUUGGCAGAUUAUCUCAAUCGUACAUUUAUUGUGAACAAAUUAGUUGUUAUUGUGAGUGGAGAUGAAGCUAAAUUCUUAUGUGAAAAUAUAGAACAUGAAAAAGAAUUUCUGAAAGAUCCACUUGUAUAUGAAUUACAAUUUGACAAGAAACCGUUAAAAUCACAAUUAUUGGGUGAUAAAAAAUUCCAAUCUGUUGAUGAAUUAUUCCAAAAGAUUGAUAAUGAUAUUACAAAAUUCGUUACGAUCGAAAGUCAAUGUGAUCGUACUGAUGAUGACAGUAAUGAGUUAGAUCUACAACAAGAAAUAUUUCCGUUUGGCAUUUACGAUUCUUUUAGAAAACAACAAUCAUUUUGUUAUUUAAGUAAAGAAGAACUCAAAUUCAACUUAUUUCAGUCAUUCAUUGAAGUUCUCUUAAGGAUUAAUAUUGAUGAGAAAAAGGCGCUGGAACAAAUGUGGACUAGUUGUCGUGUAGCUGCGGUUCAGCACAAUGACUACGAAUGCAUACGAAAAAUUGAUAAAUGGAACCAAGAGUACGAUUCAGCAGCUCCUGUUAAAUUAUAUACUAAAAGUUCAUCUUUUUUUCGAAUGAUUAAUAAGGCAUUUCGAGUAGAAGAUAUCGAAAAAAUCUUUGAUUUUCAACCUUACAUAGCUCAUAUCCAUCAACAACUAACUAAUCUUCGUACUGAACAACGAUCUCAAAUAAAUUUCCCGCAAAGUGUACUUUAUCGAGGCAAAAAAUUACCACCGAGCGUAUUACAACAAUUAAAGGAUAACGAGAAUAAAUUUAUAUCUAUGAAUGGUUUUCUUUCCACGACAACAAGUACUAAAGUUGCUGAUAUGUUCGCAGGUACCGAUACAAAUAGAGAAGGUUAUCAGUCAGCCGUGUUCGAGAUGCAUAUUGAUGAAACAGUUGAUACCAAAAGGCCAUAUGCGGAUAUUUCGAACGUAAGUACAAUUUCACACGAACAAGAAGUUCUCUUUUUUAUGGGAUUCGUUUGGCGUAUUGAAGCAGUGGACGAAGGAUUCAAUAAAGAAUGGAGAGUUAAACUACGAUUAUCUACUGAUAUGGAUUCGGAUCUUACGAAGCGUUUCGAUGAGUUAAACGAUAAAUGUACGUUCUUUGAAUUGGGGAAGAUUUUGUACGAACUCGGUGAAUAUAAAAAUGCAAUUACCUUUUACCAACGCAUGCUGGAUCCAAGUACAAAACUAACAGACAAAACUCGUGCUGAUGUUCAUCUUCACAUUGCUAUAUCAGCAUUUGAAGAUGGAUCGUACUCACAAGCACUCGAACAUCUUAAAGAAGCAGAAUGCUUUAUCUCAAAAUCAGUUCCGUCAGAUGAUGGUAAGGCAGAUGAGCUUCGACCUUUCUUAGCCGAAGAUGCAUCUCUCUCAUUGAUGUGCAUUUUAAUGAACAAAGGUUUGGUUUAUCAAAAGCAAAAAGAUCCAGAACGUGCUGAACAAUCGUUUAAUGAAGCUUUAGAAAAACAUGGCUCAGAUAAAGAUAAAGCUCUAGUACACUAUAAUAUCGGUGUGUUUCAAUUUGGACAAGGAAAGUACGAAAAUGCACGCAGUCAUUUUUACGACGCAUUUUCUUUAACUACAUGUCAAACUUUGAAGAUCGAUAUCAAUCAAAGAAUAGGAACUCUCGAUCAAAUAUUAUCUAUUCAUUAA
Molecule: messenger RNA, 1821 nt
Organism: Adineta steineri
Lineage: Eukaryota; Metazoa; Rotifera; Eurotatoria; Adinetida; Adinetidae
Source: the annotation of a GenBank genome assembly